GUUUCUUGCUUAGCACCCAAAACGUAUUCUCUCUGGUGUUCUCGGCGGAGCAUAACUAUAUUAAACCGUCGGAUUACUUCUUCUGAGUUUCAGGUAAUGGCGUCAUCGGCAAUGGUCCUCGACCCCAAAUCUGCACCAGAGCUUCCUCCGUCGAUCCCAGCAGUGGGAUCCGACCUCCAGAAAGCCUUUGCGGACCUUUCCAAUGGCGAUGAAGACGACCUCUACAGCCGACUUAAAUCCCUUCAGCGUCAGCUCGAGUUUAUUGAUAUUCAAGAAGAGUAUGUUAAAGACGAGCAGAAGAAUUUGAAACGUGAGCUCCUUCGUGCCCAGGAAGAGGUCAAGCGGAUCCAAUCGGUUCCGCUCGUCAUCGGUCAGUUCAUGGAAAUGGUCGACCAGAACAAUGGUAUCGUGGGCUCCACCACUGGCUCUAAUUACUAUGUGAGAAUUCUUAGCACCAUUAAUAGGGAGCUUCUGAAGCCCUCUGCUUCAGUCGCUCUUCACCGGCAUUCCAAUGCCCUUGUGGAUGUGUUGCCUCCUGAGGCUGAUUCCAGUAUUUCUCUGCUCAGCCAGUCCGAGAAACCUGAUGUCACAUACAAUGACAUUGGAGGAUGCGACAUUCAAAAGCAGGAAAUUCGUGAAGCAGUGGAGUUGCCACUGACUCACCAUGAACUGUACAAACAAAUUGGAAUAGAUCCCCCUCGUGGUGUCUUGCUUUAUGGCCCUCCUGGUACUGGGAAAACCAUGCUUGCUAAGGCUGUUGCUAAUCAUACAACUGCGGCUUUUAUUAGAGUUGUUGGCUCCGAGUUUGUUCAAAAGUAUUUGGGAGAGGGGCCCCGUAUGGUUCGUGAUGUUUUUCGCCUUGCUAAGGAGAAUGCCCCAGCAAUUAUUUUCAUUGAUGAGGUUGAUGCUAUAGCUACUGCUAGGUUUGAUGCUCAAACUGGGGCUGACAGAGAAGUUCAACGAAUCUUGAUGGAACUUCUGAAUCAGAUGGAUGGGUUCGACCAGACAGUGAAUGUUAAGGUAAUAAUGGCAACAAAUCGUGCAGACACUUUGGACCCUGCACUACUUCGUCCUGGAAGACUUGACCGAAAAAUUGAAUUUCCAUUGCCUGAUAGACGGCAAAAGAGGCUUGUUUUCCAGGUUUGCACCUCUAAAAUGAAUCUCAGUGAUGAGGUAGACUUGGAGGAUUAUGUUUCUCGGCCAGACAAAAUCAGUGCCGCAGAGAUUGCAGCAAUUUGCCAGGAAGCAGGCAUGCAUGCGGUUCGGAAGAACAGGUAUGUCAUACUCCCCAAGGACUUUGAGAAAGGUUACAGAACCAAUGUGAAGAAGCCCGAUACCGACUUUGAAUUCUACAAAUGAAGAGUGAAGCACUUGCUGAAAAAAUUUGAAUUUGCUCUUGAAUGUGAUUCUAUAUGGGAUAGGCAGUUGCUGGAGAUUCACCCGUUUUUGAGUCCUUGCAACUUGCUUGAUAGCUCAUAGGAACAGAUAUAGUGUCAUGAACAGUUCCUCCUUUUCCUAUGUGGGUGUUUUCUAUGGAUUCCUCAUAUGCCACAUUAUCUAACUUCAACUCAUUCUGUUUUCCCCUUUA
Messenger RNA from Manihot esculenta (cassava), 1588 nucleotides. Its product is annotated as 26S proteasome regulatory subunit 6B homolog. The coding region runs from base 97 to 1359 and encodes 420 amino acids. Gene Ontology annotation, molecular function: ATP binding; proteasome-activating activity; ATP hydrolysis activity. Lineage: Eukaryota; Viridiplantae; Streptophyta; Magnoliopsida; Malpighiales; Euphorbiaceae. The transcript has 6 exons. Gene Ontology annotation, cellular component: proteasome regulatory particle, base subcomplex. Gene Ontology annotation, biological process: proteasome-mediated ubiquitin-dependent protein catabolic process. The record is from RefSeq and is a predicted model, not a curated record.